CAGCCUCUCAGUUAGGACGUGGAGCUCUUGUCGUGCACACGGACGCUCUCUGUCGCAUGUGUUUAAUUGGUUUUUUAUAUAUAUUUAUUUUUGUGGAGCUACCUGUGACUAGUCGAUGAGAUUUAUGAUGUGAAUGCGCAGUUGCACAAGACGUGAAAAUGCUGUUAGUGUCAGUGCUCGUCGCGGUGUUCCUCGCCGAAACUUCACACGGAUUUAACGAAAGCGAUCUGGUGGCCUUGGAGACGUCGUGCCAUCCCGUCGACCCCUGCCGACGUGACGCCCUCCCGCCCCCGUCGUGGCGUGGGAGGAACUGCUUCUGCGACGAACACUGCUUGCAAUACGCCGACUGCUGCAUCGACGCCGACGCGUACGACGCCCAGACGUACCAAGCGAACGCCGGAAAGUUCACGUGCGUCGGCCUAAAGCAGUAUGGCGACGUGUACAUGAAGGGGACGUGUAGCGACGACUGGGAGGAUAACGAGGUGGCCGCCCUGUGCCUCGAGGGAUCGCCCGCGGACAAUCUAGGGCACGAGGAUCUGCUGGCGAAUCUCCCCGCCACCAGCGCCGCCUCCAACGUCACCUACGUCAACUACUACUGCGCCAUCUGCAACAACGACUCACACUCGCUCACGCUGUGGCAGUCACGCUGGGAGUGCGAGGGUUUGGGCGGCCUGCGCUCGACCCUUUCGCAAGAUGCCGCCGCGUCUGGCAUCGCGUUCAAAAAUGGAAACUGGGGCGUCGACUUGGAGAUCAACGGGACGAAAGAAUAUCACGUUUGCACCCUGUAUCCGAGCCUUCCCACGACCUUGGCGGACGUGACCAGACCUUGCCAGGCGGCAAUCAGCUCCUGCGCGGCCAGUUGGACGGACCAGAAUGUUGCAGAUCUUUGCCAGUCCUACACCGCCGUCGUGUACAAUAACACAGUGCCUUACCGAAACCCACACUGUGCGACGUGUAACUAUCUGGAGGAGGAGAAAACGUCCUGCCUUAGCCGCGAUCUGCAGCGGAACCAGAAGGACCGUUUUUUCAACUUCGAGGCGUUUGCUUUGCUCUUUGACUUUACCGACGCGAGCGGCAGCAACAUCGUCGGAUCCACGUCGCCGUGUAGCCGGUUCGAAGUCUGGGACCCUUUUUUCGAGAAGUGCCGCAGCGUCGUGUGCGGAAAGGAAAAUCAAAAGUUCGAGCGCGGCAAAUGCGUCGACGUAAGUGAUUUUAACGCGACCACAAGUAGCGAGCCAAGCACCGCCGCGUCGACCACACCAGGGCCUGUUAGCACGCCCUACGCCAACAGAAACAUUCCCAUUAUAUUCCCUGACGAUCCUGCCUACUCCACGGCGCCACCCAUCACGCCCCCGCCCGCCACAACCAUGCACACGCCCACCAACACCACCGUGCUCUCCAACACCCCCGCGUCCUCCAACAGCUCGGCUCCGAACCUGGUGUGCAACAAGGUGUUUUUGUCCGAGGACGAAUUCACGCUCGACGAGGCCGGGACCGUCUACGUCGCGAACUACGGGCUCAACUACACCUUCAACGAGUACGUGGUGCAGGAGGGCGGCGUCCUGCUCUGCGCCCCGACCUACGAUCACUCAAAGUUCUCGGCGGCCAUGGGCUGGGUGACGCUGCUGUGCCUUGGGGUCUCGUGCGCGUGCCUCAUGGUCCACCUGGUGGCCUUCGCGAUGGUGCCCGACCUGCGCUUCCUCUCCGGGAAAAAUCUGGCGUCUCUCAGCGUAACCCUGAUCCUGGCCUACAGCGUCUUCGUCGCCAACGUGUUCAGCGAUCUGCAAGGUCCGGGCUGCGUCGCAAUGGCUACCGUCCUGUACUACCUGUUCCUGUCAUCCAUCUGCUGGAUGAACGCCGUCGCCUUCGACAUCUGGCUUACCUUCCGGCGGGGCAAGACGGAACUCCGUGUGACCGCAGGGAAGCAGUGGCGGAAAUUCGUGGCUUACUGCGCCUACAGCUGGGGAAUCCCCGCCCUGGCCGCCGCCCUCCUGGUCGUGCUCGACCUGCAGCGCCCAGAAGUGAUUGUCGAGGAGAUCCUGCCGUACCUGGGUCAGGGCGAGGGCUUGUGCUGGUUCGGGCAGCGCAGGUCGCUCUUCGUGUUCUUCGCCAUCCCCGUCGCCUUCAUGAUCGUGGUAAACGUCGUGUUCUUCAUCUGCACGGCCCGCAUCAUCGCUGAGACCACCCUGUCCACCUCGGCCAUGACGUCUAGCUCGCACCAUAAGAGCCACUACAAGAUGUACCUGCGCCUCGCCGUCCUCACAGGGUUCACGUGGCUCAGCGGCAUCAUAGCCGGGUACCUGCAGGUCGAGGCGCUGUGGUACGUGUUCGUCGUGUUCAACUCGCUCCAGGGCGUGUUCAUCUUCCUGGCCUUCACCUGCCGCAGGAAGGUGUGGCGCACGAUAGGCCUCCGGAUACGCCGCCUGUACCAGAGGGGGUCCUCCUGGGUGGCGCGUCGGGUCGGGCCCAACAGCCAAGGGGUCGAGCUCAAGGACACCGCCGACGGGCAGUCAUCUGCCACUCCCGCCACGUCGCUGGAUGACUGCUACCAGUGUCUAGCAAAACGUUGGGCAACAGGGUAUGACUUCACUUCCUCGGCGGUCGCAGCACUUGCGCUGAGAGGAUGCUUGUGCGACGAUCUCUGUGGCGAGUACGGAGACUGCUGCUACGACGCGGGAAAUGACGCCGAUCUCGAAUCCCCAUCUGAGGGCGGGAGGUACCGCUGUGUUCCCGACGGGAGCGACACGGGACAAUACAUGCGAGCAUCCUGCCCCUCCGGCUGGGUCGACGAGGAGGUCGCGGCUCUGUGUCGGGCAGCUUCACCGGAACAAAUGUCCUUCCAAGAAGACCCUCUACUCCACGUGCCGGUCACCAGUGGAACGACCAACGUGACGUAUGCGAACUACCAGUGCGCAAUGUGCCAUGGUGAUACGCAGGACAUUACCUUUUGGAAGGUCAGUUUGCAGUGCCCCUCAGUGGCACGCGACAGCGACUUUUAUGUAGAUAAUCUAGUAUUUCGAGAGGGCCAGUGGGGAGUGAUUGUGAAUGUCAGUGAGCAAGAAGCGGUGCACAAAUGUGAUCUGACACUAACCCACAAAAAAAUUGGGAAUUCAAAGAGAAAGUGCAGACUCGUUGUGGACCAGUGCAUGCAAAACUGGGAUGAUGAGACGAUAGAAAAACUUUGCCAUUCAUACACAUCUCACGUAACAAUAAAUGAGAAAUUUUACAAAAAUAACUUUUGCGCUGUUUGCAACAAUGUGUCCAUUACCAAUGAAGAAUGUGACUUAUCAUUUUCCACUUAUGCUGGGAGUGAUGUUGUCACAAUUCUUCGUGAAGACGUAAGCAUUUCUUUUAAACUGCUGAUAGACUUCACGUGCGGAAACGGUAACAACAAGGUAGGAGAAAGCUGUUUCUUUAGUCCGUUCUCCAAGAAGUACUUGAAUCUAAGUGAAGCUUCCGUCAAAGAGAACCUGAUUCAUCCAGACACUAACAAUGCCACUGCCCCCCCUCGUAGCAAUGGAACCUGUAGAAACGAGACGAUUCUCAAGGACGAGUAUACUAUGGUCAACGGAACUGUGAUCAUAAACCUGUCUAAUCGUUCUUACCCUCCAGGGGAGUACGAGGUUGUGGACGAAGGGGUUUCGGUGUGCUCCGCGGAGUCCGACAAGUACUCGUCUGCCAUGGGAUGGGUGACGCUGGUUGGGCUGAGCGCGUCCUCCCUGUGCCUCGUGCUGCACUUGGUCGCCUUCGCUCUCGUGCCUCACCUCAGGAACCUUCAUGGCAAGAACGUGGCAUCUCUUUCUGCGUCGCUCCUCGGUGCCUACGUCACGUUCAUCCUGAGCGUUUUCGCCGAGACGUCGACGACGGAAUGCUACGUGUUCGCGGUUCUCAUCUAUUACUUGUUUGUGACGUCGUUCUCGUGGAGGAACGUCUUGGGCUUCGACGUGUUUUACACGUUCAGGCGAACCAAGCUGAGGUCCGGAGAUCAGUGGAAGAGGUUCUUGCACCUGUGUUGGUUCGGGCGACGUAAGGCCUUGCUGGCGUUCUUCGGCACCCCCCUGUUCGCCUGCAUCGCCAUCAACGUGGCUUUGUUCGUCGCCACGACAGCCACCAUCGCCAAGACGAGGCAGUCGGAGAUGCAGAAGACCUCCCCGAGUGACCCGAAGAAGGAGUUCCUCCUGUACCUCCGCCUGGCCGUCCUGAUGGGGAUCACGUGGAUCACUUCGGUGUUGGCUUCGGUCCUACGUCUGGAAGUGCUGUGGUACGUCUUCAUCGUCUUGAACACUCUGCAGGGCCUCUUCAUCUUCCUGGCCUUCACGUGCAGGACCAAGGUGUGGGAGGCCAUCGCGCAGCCUUGCCAAGCGCUCUCCUCCGUCAGCUGCUGCACAAGGCAUGAGUCAGAACCUCAGUCGAGUGAUCAGGGCGGAAUGUCCUCAAGCUCGAUCAUGACUAAGAUGACCCCCGGCCAUUCAGAUUUGGCCAUUCAUUCCUCAAACCCAGUGUUAACGCUCAAGUUUUCGACGAUCAAUACAGUUUAAAAUAUAAAUAUUUUUAUGUAAACAGUUGUACAAGGUAAUAACCAAAUAAACGAACGUACAAGUAGUUUCAUGCUCACACUUUAGAAAAAGAACACUUAGUCACCAAAAACAGACGUGUAUUCGUCGUCGUUGUCUGGUUGUCUGUGGCGUCGGCCACAGACAACCAGACGACGACGCUACGAUACGAAGAUGAGGAGGAGUAAGAGGAGAAAGAAAAGGAGGGGAAAGAAGAGGAAGAAGAAGAAGAGGAGGAGGAGGAAGAGGACAAAGAAAAGGAGAAGAAAGAAGAGGAAGAA
Penaeus chinensis is the source of this 4834-nucleotide messenger RNA. RefSeq lists its product as uncharacterized. Gene Ontology annotation, molecular function: G protein-coupled receptor activity. The transcript has 4 exons. Gene Ontology annotation, biological process: cell surface receptor signaling pathway; G protein-coupled receptor signaling pathway. The record is from RefSeq and is a predicted model, not a curated record. The coding region runs from base 159 to 4538 and encodes 1459 amino acids. NCBI's taxonomy places the organism in Eukaryota, Metazoa, Arthropoda, Malacostraca, Decapoda, Penaeidae. Gene Ontology annotation, cellular component: membrane.